ACUUAUCACUCCAUAAGCUCCUACAACAUUCUCUUCAUUAACUUUCUUUUUUCUUUUUAACCAAGCCUUCUUUUCUUUUUUAGCCAAAAACUUUAAGACACAUACAUUAAUAACUUCUUCACUAGCAACUAUCACUGGGUAGAAUCACUUCUGAAGAUCUUCCCCUUAACUGCUUUAAGCUGCAGAUGAAUCCUGCUUCCCCUUCACAAGCCUCUCCAUUAAAUCUUUAAACAAUGCUGUAUUAACAGAGAGAAGAAAUUCCCUCAUGUGACACAGGGCAGUAGUGAGAGAAUAAAAGGCUUGCUCAAACACUGCGGGGAAGAACAGGCUGAACACUUGGCUCAGUCCCACAUUUCAGCUGUUAGAAAGCCCUUAUCACAGAAGGCACAUUUGCUUUGGAAAGUUAAGCGAGAGGAUCACAACAAAAGAAAAUGGGAGCAGAGCACUUUAAGAGCGCCCUGGGAAGCUGUAACCUGAAGCCUGCUGAAGGCUGGGCUGGGGAGGCAGCAAAAAGCAGAUGUGGCUGCGCUGAGCGUGCACUGUCCCCGGCUCACACUCACUGGGAUCCUGCGGCAGUGGCGGCCGAGAGGAGCCCAAGGUUCAGGCAUGCAGAUUCCAGCAAUUCUCCUUCUCCUGGGUCUUCUAACCAUCCCAAGUAAAUCCCAGAACUCACCAACUGGGCAGAACUCUCCAACCACUGAUGGAACUGUCGGUGAGGUUGAGGAGGAAGAUCCAUUCUAUAAGACCCCUGUAAACAAGCUGGCAGCUGCAGUCUCCAACUUUGGCUAUGACUUGUACCGCCAGCAAUCCAGCCGGACAGCCACUGCCAACGUGCUGCUGUCUCCAUUCAGCCUGGCUACUGCUCUUUCUGGUCUUUCACUUGGGGCUGGAGAACGAACAGAAGAUGUGAUUUCUCGUGCCCUCUUCUAUGACCUACUUAACAAAGCUGAGGUCCACAACACCUACAAGGACCUACUGGCCAGUGUGACUGGGCCAGAGAAGAGCCUGAAAAGUGCCUCCCGUAUCAUCGUGGAGAAAAGACUGAGGGUGAAAUCUACUUUCCACAGCCAACUAGAGAAGUCCUACAAAAUGCGUUUGAGGGCACUAAGUGGCAACACCCAGUUAGACCUCCAGGAAAUCAACAACUGGGUACGGCAGCAGACAAGGGGGAGAAUUCUGCGGUUCAUGAAAGAUAUGCCCACAGAUGUCAGUAUUCUCCUUGCUGGGGCUGCAUACUUCAAGGGGACUUGGAAAACCAAGUUUGACACCAAGAGGACUGUCCUGAACGACUUCCAUCUGGAUGAGGACAGAACUGUGAAAGUGUCCAUGAUGUCAGACCCCAAAGCCAUACUGCGAUACGGUUUUGACUCAGAGCUCAACUGCAAGAUUGCCCAGCUGCCACUGACAGAAGGAGUCAGCGCCAUGUUCUUCCUGCCUACGAAGGUGACCCAGAAUAUGACUCUGAUUGAGGAAAGCCUCACUUCUGAGUUUGUUCAUGAUGUAGACAGGGAGCUGAAGACAGUGCAUGCUGUGCUAAGCUUGCCCAAACUGAAGCUGAACUACGAAGAGGCACUUGGCAACACUUUAAAGGAGACAAGGCUCCAGUCACUUUUCACAUCACCUGACUUUACUAAGAUUUCUGCCAAACCUAUUAAGCUAUCUCAUGUGCAACACAAGGCAGUUUUGGAGCUUAAUGAAGAUGGGGAAAAAUCCACACCAAAUCCUGGAGUGAAUGCUGCUCGUCUGACCUUCCCCAUAGAGUAUCAUGUGGACAGACCAUUUCUUCUUGUGCUGCGAGAUGAUACUACUGGAACUCUUCUCUUCAUUGGUAAAAUCCUGGAUCCCAGAAGUGUUUAGAUCCCUUCACAGUAAUCUGCAGUGGUAGUGCUUGAAUGGAAAGGAUGGUGCUGGGAGAGAUACUGGCUCCCUGCUCUGCUGCACAAAGACACAACUUGCAAAUCUUUUGCCUUUAUGCUGCAAUAAAAGAGCUUUUGCUAUUACUCUCCACAAGCUCCUGUAUUCUCCCUUGAAAGACUGUCCUGUCUAUGUCACAUUCCUUCACACUUCCAUUUUCCCUAGAUGGAUCCCCACUGCAGUUCUCUCCUAUAUACAGACAUUACUCUAGUGAAUACUGCAUUUUCCCCUACCACAUCUACCAAGCCAAAGCCAGUUAUUAAUCGCUGCUGAAUCUGCUCUGGUUGCCCUCCAAGUUCUGCAGAGUCCUCUCUUACAGCUCAUGAGUUUGCACUUCCCAGCCAGCUGCCUCAUCCAUUCCAACCAUUUAUGUUUCGUGCUGACAAGAAUGGAAGUGCAUCAUUAGAAGUAAAAUGCACUUUGGUCUGGAUGACUGAAUGUUCAUGACCAACAAAAUACCACACACGGGAGGUUCACAUCU
This is a messenger RNA of Phasianus colchicus (ring-necked pheasant), 2395 nucleotides long. It is a transcript of the gene SERPINF1, whose product is annotated as serpin family F member 1. Gene Ontology annotation, biological process: positive regulation of neurogenesis; negative regulation of endopeptidase activity; negative regulation of angiogenesis. Gene Ontology annotation, molecular function: serine-type endopeptidase inhibitor activity. Lineage: Eukaryota; Metazoa; Chordata; Aves; Galliformes; Phasianidae. The record is from RefSeq and is a predicted model, not a curated record.